Pongo pygmaeus (Bornean orangutan) is the source of this 7242-nucleotide messenger RNA. It is a transcript of the gene WDR72, whose product is annotated as WD repeat domain 72. NCBI's taxonomy places the organism in Eukaryota, Metazoa, Chordata, Mammalia, Primates, Hominidae. Gene Ontology annotation, cellular component: cytoplasm. The record is from RefSeq and is a predicted model, not a curated record. The transcript is spliced from 19 exons. Gene Ontology annotation, molecular function: protein binding. Bases 7 to 3309 code for a protein of 1100 amino acids. Gene Ontology annotation, biological process: protein localization to plasma membrane.
CCCAAAAUGAGGACUUCCCUGCAGGCAGUGGCACUCUGGGGACAGAAGGCCCCUCCCCACAGCAUCACUGCCAUCAUGAUCACUGAUGACCAGCGAAUGAUUGUGACUGGAAGUCAAGAGGGUCAGCUCUGUCUCUGGAAUCUCUCACAUGAACUAAAGAUUUCAGCAAAAGAACUCCUGUUUGGUCAUUCAGCUUCAGUAACAUGUUUGGCAAGAGCAAGGGACUUCUCUAAACAGCCCUACAUUGUUAGUGCUGCUGAAAAUGGGGAGAUGUGUGUUUGGAAUGUCACCAAUGGACAGUGCGUGGAGAAGGCUACACUUCCUUACAGGCACACUGCAAUCUGUUAUUACCACUGCUCAUUCCGGAUGACAGGAGAAGGCUGGCUUCUUUGUUGUGGAGAAUAUCAAGAUGUCCUUAUAAUUGACGCCAAAACUUUGGCUGUUGUUCACAGUUUUAGAUCAUCUCAGUUUCCCGACUGGAUCAACUGCAUGUGCAUUGUUCACUCCAUGAGAAUUCAAGAAGAUUCUCUCUUGGUGGUAUCAGUAGCUGGUGAGCUCAAAGUAUGGGAUCUUUCCUCAUCUAUCAACAGCAUUCAGGAAAAGCAAGAUGUCUAUGAAAAAGAAUCCAAGUUUCUUGAGUCCUUGAACUGCCAGACAAUUCGAUUUUGCACAUAUACUGAGAGACUUCUAUUGGUGGUAUUUUCUAAAUGUUGGAAGGUUUAUGAUUAUUGUGAUUUUUCCCUUCUGCUGACUGAAGUUAGUAGAAACGGGCAGUUCUUUGCUGGUGGAGAAGUGAUUGCUGCUCACAGAAUCCUCAUCUGGACAGAAGACGGUCACAGUUACAUCUAUCAGCUGCUGAACAGUGGGCUUUCAAAAAGCAUAUACCCUGCUGAUGGAAGAGUGCUUAAAGAGACCAUUUAUCCUCAUUUAUUGUGCUCUACUUCUGUGCAGGAAAAUAAGAGCCGUCCCUUUGUUAUGGGCUACAUGAAUGAAAGGAAAGAGCCUUUUUACAAGGUACUUUUCUCUGGAGAAGUCUCAGGAAGAAUUACUUUGUGGCACAUCCCUGAUGUUCCUGUAUCCAAGUUUGAUGGUUCUCCUAGAGAGAUACCAGUAACUGCCACCUGGACUCUUCAAGAUAAUUUCGAUAAGCAUGAUACUGUGUCACAAACUAUUAUUGACUAUUUCUCCGGGCUUAAAGAUGGGGCAGGAACUGCUGUAGUCACUUCAUCAGAGUAUAUUCCAAGUCUUGAUAAACUAAUAUGUGGCUGUGAAGACGGGACAAUUAUCAUUACCCAGGCUUUGAAUGCUGCCAAAGCAAGACUUCUAGAAGGUGGUUCUUUAGUAAAAGAUUCUUCCCCUCACAAAGUUCUUAAAGGCCACCACCAAAGUGUCACUUCAUUACUUUACCCACAUGGUCUCUCUUCGAAAUUAGACCAAAGUUGGAUGUUGUCUGGGGACCUAGACUCAUGUGUCAUCUUGUGGGAUAUCUUUACUGAAGAAAUUUUGCAUAAAUUCUUUUUGGAAGCUGGUCCAGUAACAAGUCUUUUGAUGUCACCAGAGAAGUUUAAACUAAGAGGUGCGCAGAUAAUUUGCUGUGUGUGCAGUGACCAUUCCGUAGCUCUCCUUCACCUUGAGGGAAGGAGUUGCCUCCUGCGUGCCCGGAAGCACCUUUUUCCUGUGAGGAUGAUAAAAUGGCACCCGGUUGAGAAUUUUUUAAUUGUUGGAUGUGCAGAUGACUCAGUCUAUAUCUGGGAAAUUGAAACAGGCACUUUGGAAAGACAUGAGACAGGAGAAAGAGCACGAAUUAUUCUUAAUUGUUGUGAUGAUUCACAGCUUGUGAAGUCUGUAUUUCCCAUUGCCUCAGAGACACUUAAGCACAAAAGUAUAGAACAGAGAUCCUCCAGCCCCUACCAGCUUGGGCCAUUACCUUGCCCUGGUCUGCAGGUGGAGUCUUCAUGUAAGGUUAUUGAUGCCAAAUUUUGCCCAAGACCUUUUAAUGUCUUGCCUGUGAAGACAAAAUGGAGUAACGUGGGCUUUCAUAUUCUUCUAUUUGAUCUGGAAAACCUUGUUGAACUUUUGCUACCAACUCCACUCAGUGAUGUUGACUCUUCCAGUUCAUUCUAUGGUGGUGAGGUCCUGAGAAGAGCCAAGAGCACAGUGGAGAAGAAGACACUGACACUGAGAAAAAGUAAAACUGCCUGUGGUCCUCUUUCAGCAGAGGCACUAGCCAAGCCUAUUACUGAAAGCCUGGCCCAAGGAGAUAAUACCAUCAAAUUCUCAGCAGAAAAUGAUGGCAUUAAAAGGCAGAAGAAAAUGAAGAUCUCCAAAAAAAUGCAGCCUAAGCCAUCAAGAAAAGUAGAUGCCAGUCUCACAAUAGACACAGCUAAAUUGUUUCUGUCUUGCCUUUUGCCAUGGGGAGUGGAUAAAGAUUUAGAUUAUCUUUGCAUUAAGCACCUCAAUAUUUUAAAGCUUCAGGGUCCUAUUUCUUUGGGAUUUGCUUCGAAUGAAGAUAAUUUCUCACUGAUGUUGCCAGGUUGGGAUUUAUGCAAUACUGAAAUGAUAAAAGACUAUUCAGGAGUAAAUUUAUUUUCCAGGAAAGUUUUGGACUUGUCAGAUAAAUACACAGCCACUCUUCCAAAUCAGGUUGGAAUUCCAAGAGGAUUGGAAAAUAAUUGUGAUUCUUUGCAAGAGUCAGAUACUAUAGUUUAUUUGUUGAGCAGACUAUUUUUAGUUAAUAAGUUAGUUAACAUGCCUUUAGAAUUGGCAUGUAGAGUUGGCAGUUCUUUCAGAAUGGAAUGUGUACAUAAUAAGGUGAGAAGUGCUGGGAAUGACAUUUUAAAUAUGUCAAGCUUCUACAGUUGCUUACGAAAUGGUAAGAAUGAAUCCCAUGUACCUGAGGCUGACCUUUCACUUUUGAAGCUAAUUUCCUGUUGGAGAGACCAGUCUGUGCAGGUAACUGAAGCAAUACAAGCUGUUCUCUGGGCGGAAGUUCAACAACACAUGAAGAGUUUGGGAAAGAUACCAGUCAAUAGUCAACCCGUGUCCAUGGCAGAGAAUGGUAACUGUGAGAUGAAGCAGAUGCUGCCAAAGCUGGAAUGGACAGAAGAACUGGAGUUACAGUGUAUUAGAAACACUUUGCCUCUGCAAACUCCAGUCAGUCCGGUCAAGCAUGACAGCAACUUAAACUCGGCAAACAUCCAAGACGUGGAGGACAUGCCUGACAGAUGUGUCUUGGAAGAGUCUGAGAGUCCAGGUGAGCCAAGGCAUCAUUCAUGGAUAGCAAAGGUCUGCCCCUGCAAGGUGUCUUAAAUGCAAUCUCAUCAGUAGGAGCUGAAUUUGAACAAAUUAAGAAAUCCAAAAGAUGCCAUUUGUUUGUUACUAUAUAAAAGCAUUGUUGUUAUUGGUCAAGUUAUUAGGCUGUAGUGGAUUUGCUAAUACUUUAGCCAACAUGUAUUAAAGUGAUUUUAAUACAUGCUGAUUAAAAUGCAAUACAUACUGAUUGAAAAUAUUCAUAUUCAUCUAAUUUUAGAAAAAUAUUGUCUAGAUCAUUCUCCAUUCCUGUUUCUUACUUUUUCUGUUAAUAUUUCCAACAGGGAAUGCCAGUCCACAGACACAAAUUUAAUACUGCUUUAAAUUUUCUCCUAUCCUUUUAGUCCCUGAAUUAUAUAAUAAACAAUGUUAAAACCAAUGUAGUACACAAUACUUAUAAAUUUAAUGUUGCUUCAAGGUAUUUAAUCUAAAAUUUUACCAACUUUGAUUUGUCUGGUUAGGAUAUUUUGUUUUAGUGGAUAUGCUUUAAUUCGUAUCAAUUACUGCAGUAAAUCUCAUCCCUAAGCAUGAAAUGUUGUCAACAAAUAACCAGUUCCAUUUAGUUAUCAAUUAGCCCAAAUAAGUGAUACAAAGCAUAACAGUGACCAACCUUGUACUGUUGAGUUAAUUUGAACUUCUAAUGACAUUGAGGCUAAUGUCUUUAGCUAAAGGUUGAUCUUGUUGGCCACAUAGAUGUGAACUAGGGAAGGGGAAUCAACUUACGGCAUAUCACAGUUGAUCCUUGUUAAGUAUAAACUCUUGUAGGUCUUUUCCCAGAAAGAAGCUUGACUAGCAGGAAUUCUAAAACUAAAAUAUAUCAAACAGCAUAAAUAGGAAUAGUCAUAAAGUGCUCUUCUAUUAAAGCCUUUGGUGAUCUGAUUUAUUUACUAUGAUUUAUAUUGUACAGUUCCCUGAUUUACAGAAAAGCAUCAAAAUAUUAUUAAUCUACAUCUUAUGUAUAUAAAUAUUGCCUAAUCCAUAGAAAAAAGGAUAUAAAGUAUUAAAUAUAUGAUAUACAGCUAUAUCUAUCUAUCUAUGUAUCUAAUAGGGAAGUUCAAGUCACUUCAAUUAAAGAAACAUGUCUCUGAGCAUAGGAGCAGCCUCAGGUCCUAUGGGGGGAUGCAGCGGACAGGGGAGGGGGAAAUUAGAAAAGACAACUAUAUAAUUGAAAAAGGGAUAUAAAGCAUUAAAUAUAUGAUAUAUAGCUAUAUCUAUCUAUGUAUGUAUCUAAUAGAGAAGUUCAAGUCACUUCAAUUAAAGAAAUAUUUUUGAGCAUGAGACCAGCCUCAGGUCUUAUGCUGGGAUGCAGUAGACAGGAGAUGGGGAAAUUAGAAAAGAGAACUAUGUAAUUGAAAUGACAUGGGCUGCGCCCUUAAGGAACUUAUAAUUAAUGAUGAUCUGAAUAAACAUACCAGGAUAAAGAUGUCAAAUGAGUGUGACUCCCUUAAAGUAGAUUAAAGUGUGCAUUCUUUGUUUCCUAAAAUAUGAUUUUACUGCUUGAAAUUACAUUUGAGCUGAACUUUAGAAACUAACAUAGUGUUAAUAUGAAUAAUCACGGAAAAUUAUUAUCCUUUGAAAACUGAUAAAUAUAUUCCCCCUCCUUUAGAAACAGUCAAAAGCCACUUCAAACAAGUCUCAAAAUAAAGGAAGGUAGCAAGUUAGGCGAUGGAUUAUAUUUUCUUGCUUGUUGUAUACUGGUUGUCAAGGUCAUUAUAAGGACUCCCAAAAGCAUUUUGAAGGAUAGCAAUAUCAAAUAAGUGUAUGUCCUCUCAAAUGAGGCAUUUUUAAUUGUUAAAACCUAUUUGGACACUCAGAUUAUGUUAUGUUAUGAAAAAUAAGCUUCAUUAUUUUUAUAGCUACAUCCUAUUAUUCCCUUUUAGAAACAAGAAUAACAAUAGGUUUUAAUAGUUGCCAUACUUAGCAUUUAUCAGGUCUAAUGAAACCAAUAUUGAAUCUCUGAUAAAUAUUUUCUGAUGUUACUAGCUAUGGGAAGUUAGAACUGGCACAACCCUGACAUUACUAAAUGGAAAUGUUAGGAUUUUUCGGCAUCACAUGUUAGAAUCCCUAAAAUUUAAACAUUCAUGUUAAAUGACUAAAGUUUGCUUCUCUCAAUAUGAAUUCUGAAGGCCAAUAUCAUUAACUAUGAAAGUUUUUAAUUCCUAAAAAUAGUUUGAGAUAUUCAAGCAAUGCUCUCCUAAUAUCCAUAUGCAAUUGUGUUUAUGACACAAAUUCACUAGUCUGUUUAAAAAUGAUUUCUUUAUAUUGACUGGCGUUCCACAUAUUUCAGUAAUUUCUCUUAUGAGAGGACUUGAAAUAGCAAAUUGCCACACAGUUAACUGGAUAGACCACGUACGAGGUGAUCAUAACCACUUGGUACUACACCCAGAAACUCAAAAUUGUCUUUCUCCUGAUGAGAUAUGGGUGUCCUUUUGUACAUCUAGCCCUAGGUAACCAGCGGAGUGAUUAUAUUAGCCAAUGUGUUUGUAUCCAGAGUCUUCCUGUCAUUGUAAUAAAUAAUUUAUUUAAAAAUUUUCUCUUGUGUUUCUUUUUUGGUAAUCAUCUUGGUGAUAUUUGUGAAUAUAUAUGUAUGUGUGUGUAUAUAUAUAUACACAUAUAUAUACACACAUACAUACAUAUAUAUAUACAUACAUACAUACAUAUAUAUAUAUGGCAUAUCCCCCAAAGGAAUAUCAUAUUUUCAUUUGCAAGCCUUGAUUCUUUGACUUGCUGUUGAGUUUCACAUUGGCUCCACUGUAUAUUGCAGGAAAAAGUAUCUGGAAAGCAUGGAGUGUUAAGAGCAGAGGCUCCUCGGCAGUGUGUCUAGGCCGUGUGUGCUUGCUGUGCUUGUCAGAGCCUCAUUCCCUCCCCUGUGUUGGAGAGCUUUCUCACAGGGCUCAUCCAGAGGUGCUAGAAAGCAAUCUGAACACUAUUAAACACUUCAAAUAUAAGGAAAAAUGUAUAAUGUUAGAAACACACAGUUAAAAAGUAGCCCCAGUUAUCAAACAUUCUGUUACUAUUUUAGAAACUAAAUUAAGCCUACUUUGAACAUGAUGGUAUUAGAAAAAUGAUGGAAUACAGUUUGUUAAAUAUUAAUAUUCUGUCUUUAGAUGAUAGCAUUUGGUGACUUUUAUUUCUUUUCUGAUACAUUUUUUCCAGUGUUCUGUAUUUUUAAAAUCCUUUUAUAAUUAUUAUAAUGAACACUUUAGAAAAGAUACUAUUUCUCUUCCAUACUUAGAGGGCACAUUAUAAUAAUUGAGUAUUUUAAAAUUAAAUUUUAUGCCAUAUGUUUAAAAUGAAAGUUCAGGUUACAUUAAUUCCAAUUGAUUUUAAAGCCUUAUUUUCACAGAAAGGACUCAUUCAAUUUUUUAAAUUUUAUAAUCAUACAUUUUGAUUCAUCAGUUAUAUAAAAGCAGUGUUAUAGACUCCUUUAUUCUCCACAAAAUGUUGUCUUAUAUGUAAAGUGCCAAAAGUUGUGUUUAAUUUCCUAAGAAAGUCAUUGCUUUGUAAACAUUUGCAUAAUAGUGUUUUUUGAAAUUUUAAAAAAUUAGCUUAACCAAAAGAGUUGCAAAAUUAAAACUUUCUUGAGUAGAUAUCUUUCAGAUAAAGCUGCAUGGCUUCAUGUACAAUAGUCCCCAGAUCACUUUGCAUUGUAAUUUGCUCAAGAAGGAGCCUACAGAUGGCAGGUAGGAGAAGGUAAACUGGAAAUUAACAGGUCUGUCUGUAAGAGCAUGCCACUGGAAACGCCCAUCCAAUUUGGGACCCCUGGAAGACAGCAUGUGUCUAAUGGGAGGCCUGUCCUAGUACAACUCCUUUACUCUUUUCACCUUCAUCUUGACCUUCUCAAAUACCAUCUUUAUGUAAAAUGUUGAUGUUGUGGAGUUUUUGCAGUAAUUUAAUUUUUAUAAAUAUUGUAUUAAAAUAUAUUUAUCUUGA